Molecule: messenger RNA, 15496 nt
Organism: Panthera uncia (snow leopard)
Lineage: Eukaryota; Metazoa; Chordata; Mammalia; Carnivora; Felidae
Gene: ASAP1
Product: ArfGAP with SH3 domain, ankyrin repeat and PH domain 1
Exons: 29
Coding region: 7389-10697 (1102 amino acids)
Biological process (GO): positive regulation of GTPase activity
Cellular component (GO): cytoplasm
Molecular function (GO): GTPase activator activity; protein binding
Source: RefSeq, a predicted model, not a curated record
ACCACCGAGGACUACAACUCGCCCACCACGUCCAGCUUCACCACGCGGCUGCACAACUGCAGGAACACCGUCACGCUGCUGGAGGAGGUUCCUAAUCAACCUACAGAAGUCUCAACUAAAAAACUAUAGCUCCCUAAGCUUGGAACCCUAAAUUAACCCACAUUCCCCCUUUUGGUAUGUCCUGUUGGCAAAGCCUGUGCUGGGCUUUGCAGAUAUUGGUGCUUUUAUUUAAAUCUCUCUGUGAUGAGCCCUCUAGGAAACGGGUCAGAAAUGUGUAGUGAAAAGAGGCGAAGAGUUUGCUCCCUCACCAUUUGGGGGGCAAAGGGUCCCACUUGACCGUGGGAGUUAACGGAACACAAUGCGUGUCUGCCUUUGGGAGGCAGGCAUGGAUUAGCUGCCCGGGUUUCAUCCUGAUGUCUGAGUGUUUUCCAGGCAAAAAGACAGUGUUUUGCUUAUUCAGCAGAGCACAGUGACGUGUGCCAUUUUACUCGUGACCAUUUGGAAAUUAUGAGUAAAUUACUAGGAGAAGACAGUUUUGCUGAGAAAGGAAGGGAAGCCGGCAUUCCAGGACCACUGUGGGGGGAGACGGUACGAGACGCUCUCCAUUUAAAGGCUUAGACUGGUCAAUACUUAGUGCUUGGUGAAAGGGAGAUUCGACAUGAUAAAUGAAGGUCCUCUUGGUUAUUUAAUAUUGGGGCAGCACUUUAUCUUUUGUGAUGAUGGAGGGGACAUGUUCUGCCCAUUUAUUGAACUUUUGAGCCUCAUUUGAGUCUUAUGGAAGAGGGACACUUGUGUCCCAUUUUACAGAGAAGAAAAUUAAGGCCUAGAGAGAUGAACUGAUUUGUCCCCAAGGUCAGAUGGCUAGUAAGUAAAUAGAGUUAGGAAGUCCUUAAACAAUUAUGACAUAAGACAGAUGUUCUAAAUAUCUGCAAAGAUAUAGUUCGUUGGCUUUGUAGAGAAUACGAGGCUUCACUUUCAUUGUACCUUCUGAUUUUGAUCUUCUGAAACUGAGGUGCCUAAGUUCCUAAGUGGCUUAGUUUUUUUUCAUGUUCACAUUCCAGGGAGUUCUUAAUAGUAAUACUUAAAUACAUUACUUUUUUUUUUUUUCCCCUGUGCUUUUAGAGACUUGGGUAUGGUUUUUCAGAUUCAGAUGUGGUAGCUUAUUUGGGCGUAGUCUGGGAACAGCAUUCACUCAAAGCAUUUCUGGGGAGCACAAAUCAUUUUGCUCAGUCUAGCUGAGAUAUUGGAAUUGUCUGGAUUGUGUUAUGGAGAAACUUAUGGUCUUUGCGAAAGAGGUAAAUAAGGUUGUCAUUCUUAAUCGAGUAGGAGGGGGCAGUUCACAGGUGGGGGAAAUGAUAUAGGAUGUUCACCCCAGCAAUGCAAGCUGAAUCACUCAAAUUACCAUCCAUUCAGUACACAGAUUGUCCGGUGCCCAGCAGUGUGUUAGGCCCUGGGGAUACUAAGGUGAUCAUCCCUGCCCUCAUGAAGUGCAUAGUCUAAAAGUUUUCUUAUGGGGCCUGACAAAUGUGGGUCUUGCACUAGAAGUUAGCUUGUUUUAACACACGAGAUGUGUUUAGUUCUUUCUGAAGCCACAGAAAUGUUUGAAUGAAGAAAUGAGUGAAGGUGUGGAAUGUAGAUCCAUUAUCCAAGCUUCUUCCAUAGUGACUGUAGUUACCAGUUAUUAGCGUUCCUACUAUGUAGGAACCCCAUGCAUACUAUUACUUAAUGCUUACAUGUGCCCUGCUGUUAUCAUUGACCCCAUCUUCCAACAGUGACUCUUUUGCCCAAGGGCACACACACAGUAAGUAGUGGAUUUGGGCACGAAUCCUGCUUCUGUAGCACCCCCUCGCGUGCUAGUCAGAUGUCAUCUGUGUGUGUUUCUUUGCUCUCCAAGAAAGUUUUGGUUUUUUAUCCAUGUUCAUUUGGGCAUCAUCUGCUUUGUGGAUGACGAGAGGUCAUUAGUCUUCGAUAAAUGCUUUUAGGUCCUCCAGUGUUAUCCGUGGGGUCUCACACAUAGGGCCUCUGUGGCCAGGGCUCGAAGUCUGACCUUAGUCAUCAGCUCCAAGUGCUAGAAUGAAGUUGCUUUACUUCUCUUAAAUUUUGAAAGCCGAUAAACUUAGCAUCAAGUGUUAGUUUAUACAGCAGCUGCUAAAGUUGGUUGUGGUCUUUUUUUUUUUAAUUUUUUUUUAAUGUUUGUUUAUUUUUGAGACAGAGACAGAGCAUGAGCAGGGGAGGAGCAGAGAGAGAGGGAGACACAGAAUCCGAGGCAGGCUCCAGGCUCUGAGCUGUCGGCACAGAGCCCGAUGAGGGGCUUGAACUCACAAGCUGUGAGAUCGUGACUUGAGCCGAAGUCGGACGCUUAACCAACUGAGCCACCCACGUGCCCCAAGUUGGUUGUGGUCUUAAAGAAAGGUAAAUCUCAGGCAGGGCUUAGAUAAAAUCAGGGUUGGUCCUGUGCAUUGAUUGAGGUUAAAAAAAUAUAUACGUGGGGCGCCUGGGUGGCUCAGUCGGUUAAGCGUCCGACUUCAGCUCAGGUCACGAUCUCACGGUCCGUGAGUUCGAGCCCCGCGUCGGGCUCUGGGCUGAUGGCCCAGAGCCUGGAGCCUGCUUCCGAUUCUGUGUUUCCCUCUCUCUCUGCCCCUCCCCCGUUCAUGCUGUGUCUCUCUCUGUCUCAAAAAUAAAUAAAAACAUUAAAAAAAAAAUUAAAAAAAAUAUAUAUGUGUAUGUAUAUAAUAUAUAUUUGUAUGAUUUGUAUAAAUAUUAUACAUACAUAUAUGUACAUACAUAUAUAAUAUGUAUAAUACAUAUAUUAUAUGCUUUUUUUGUCUCUGACCGCUCGAGGAUAAAACCACAAAAACUGAGUUAAUCUUCUCUUGAUGUUGCUAUCUUACACAAAAUUCCGGGCUCUGUGGUCCACCUUUUGAUCCUGUUCAGGGGUACUGAGGGUGAGUUUUCUCUGGACAUAGCAGCAAAGGUCAGUGAGCAAGGAAUACAUUUAUUUUGUGGCAGAAGCCAAGAGAGCCCAAAACUUGCUUUAUGUACCAGAACUCGUGCUUUUUCUAAAAUAAGGCUCAAACUGUUAGCCACAUGUUCCAAACUAAUGCUGUUUGCCUUUCAUGUACAUCUUUAGAGUUUAAACACAUUUCCCAUGUGUACUGUCUACUAAAACCCCUUUGUGGUAGCAUCCUUAUUCUUUUACAUAUGAGUAAAGUAAGGCUCAGUGAGGUAAGUUACUUGACCAAAGUGACGCUUGUAGUAAUCGAUAGACUUGGGCUCUGAAUGCGGGAUCACUGCCUUUGUUUCUUCUGUACUUCGCUGUCUUUUGUGCCUCUUGUUUGCUGGUUGGUUUGUUUUGUUUUUUGUCUUUCAGAGCCCAUAAAAAAGACAUCUACCGAUUUUUAUUCCCACUUGAUAGCUAGUGCCAGAGAUACAGGGUUUGGGGUAGAGAAGAAAAAAGGGAAAGACCGUUCCUUUUCUCUGUUCUUCAAAGAUCUCUUGUUGGAUCUCUCUGGAAAUCUCUGCCAUUUGUAGUUAGAGAUGGGGCUACCCGUAGCACCCCCCUGACUCAGCAGAAGCGGAAAGGACCCGGUGGCUUCCAGCUUCCCCUGGAAUACUUGGUCUGCAUCUGUUGACUACCUUGUCUUUGCCUGCAAGCAGCCCACAGCUCCGGCCAAAGACCUGCUGCCCUUGGUUGGGGUUGCUGUAGGAGUCUGGCCACCUGCCCCUGGCUUCUUGGUCAUCCGUAGCCCUGCCUGUUUGCUGGGUGCUGCGAAACGCUAGACAUCAGAGCGUCAUGGAGCUUGGAGCAAGUCCAGUCUGGGACUUCCCAGCCUAGGACCCUAAUCUCCGAGGGGCCCAGGAAAGUGGUGAUGGGAGUCUAAUAAUCACUUGGCAGUUUUUCAGAAAAAUUAAUAGACGCCUUAAUAACGUGGUUCAGCCUACCUCUCGUGCCAACUGUCUUUUUUUUUUUUUUUAAUUUUUCUAAACCACUUUUAAAAAAAAAUUUUUUUUUUUUAACGUUUAUUUAUUUUGAGACAGAGACAGAGCAUGAACGGGGGAGGGGCAGAGAGAGCGAGACACAGAACCAGAAGCAGGCUCCAGGCUCUGAGCCAUCAGCCCAGAGCCCGACGCGGGGCUCGAACUCCCGGAACGUGAGAUCGUGACCUGAGCCGAAGUCGGUCACCCAACUGACUGAGCCACUCAGGCGCCCCUUAACCACUUUUUUUUAAGUUCAUUUAUUUAGAUGGGGGAGGGAGGGUCAGAGAGAGGGAGACAGAGAAUUCCAAGCAGGCUCUGUGUUGUCAGUGCUGAGCUCGACGCAGGUCUCAAACCCACGGACCCUAAGAUCAUGACCUGAGCAGAAAUCAAGAGUCAGAUCCUCAAAUGACUAAGCCACCUGGGUGCCCCAACUAUCUUUGAUUUGAGCUGAAAUAUAUCAGCUCAGUGGUGUGGCACUGAUUAUCUUCUGCUGACCAGUGCUUGGAUUGCUUGUUAGAGAUUCCUAAUAUUGCGAAGCAAAAUAUGAUCUCAUUCCUGUGAUUGGCUUGCUAGAAGAACCUUCGAGUUUUGUAACCCCAUUGGAGAAAGCUCACGAGGGAUGAGGACCCACUUAGGCCUAGUUUAGUCCCGCUGUGGAGACUGAAGCCUAAAAUGGGAAGAAAUUGAGCAGAGAUUUGAAUUCAGAUCUCCCACCUUCCAGCCCGGGACCUUUGCAGUGUGCUUUCCAAAAGGGCUAUGGAAGCUGUUUGUGCAUGGUGGUGGCUCUGUCUCUAGACCUUGCUUCCAGGUCAGAGGAGUGGAGAGUAAACCUGAAUUUAGAAACCUGGUCUUGCUAGCCAGUCUGCUGGUGUAAAUUUUGGUCUCACAAGAUACACUGUAAGGCCACAGCAGCCCUCCCUGAUGCUGGGUUAAGCAACUUUCAUCAGAAGCUUUUUGGUCCUGGAUGUUCCAGCAUUAUCCAGACUUUUGUCUUUAUGUCUGUGAGUCAGGGGAGCCGCCAGAGAGGUGGUUUCCAUUUAUGUAACGUAGUCAUUUGGUGACUAGAGCCAGACCUUGGCCUUAGCCAUUCCCACAUGAGUAAGUAAGUGAUGCAGUGGAGACCACUUUGCAUCUGAGCCUCCGUUUCCUCAUUUGAUGAAUAAAUGGCGUUGUUUUGAGUGUUCAAGGACAAGUCACUCCUUACGUGACUGCAUUACUGGUAAUAUAUGGCCUGAUGGAUGUCAGGGUCUGACCAUUUAGUCAGUCUUCUGUAGGGCAGGGAGGAAGGAGGUGAGAGGCAUAUCUUGCUAGGGAGGUGGGCAGAGUUCUCUCCACUCUGCACCAGUGGCAUCCCUUGGGUUCCCUUACCUGGGUUCCUUGCAGCCCUGUUCUCUUACAGUCCGUGUCCAGCAGGCUCCGGAACCUUACGGUGUCUUAGUUUCCUCCUGGGGAACAGUACCUACCUCUCAGUGAGUCUUUGUGAGUCUGUGUGAGCACUCAGUGAGUGCUCAGAACAGGGCCUGCCACGAUAAGUGCUCUAGAAAUAAUUGUUCUUACUAUCCUCCUGCUGUUGCAGGUUAUUAUUGUUGGAUUAGACCCUUGAAUGUGUAGCUGAGAGGACAAUAUGUGGUCGACCCAUUUCAGGAGGGUGGGCAAAGAGGUCAGACGGCAGGGCCAGCCGUGUGCCUUCCGGGACCUGGGUGGUGGAAGUGUAGAUGAGGCCAGAAGGAGGACUGGGGCAGCACCAGCACUGUGACUGUUGGGGAUCAUGGUCAAAGCCAGUUUGACCUGAAACAGACUGACAGCUCAGUUUUCCUCUGUCCUCUGCUCUUGGUGGUGCUUGUCUGAAGGGAACCACUAACCGGUGCUGCCUUCUCUGACCCAGGCCCGCCCCAUGGGCUCUGCUGGUGCAGACACCCCAUCUGUGCUCCCUUUGUCACUGCUGGUUCUAUUCCCCACCUCCCACCCCCCCAACCGUGUCCCUCCAUUGGUGCACCUAAGCGAUGACCGUGCUGCCCCCUUUGAUCUGGGCUGGGACUCUGGGGUAAUGAGCCACUUUCUCUGUUAUACAGUAAAGCAAGUAUUUGAUUUUGGUCAUUUGUGGGGAGGUGCUGGGGGAAGCAUUUAUGCUUUGGCCCUGGUGGCAGCUCUGUUGUGUGCUUUACUGAUUACAGCCCGAAGCACGGAGACCACAAGGAAUUCUAUUUUGGUUUGGAGGCAGGCGCCUUAAAGUGAAAAGGACUUAGCCUCAAAUUUACAUUUCUGUGUGUCUCAUAACUUCUUUUCAGUGUCAGUAAAAUGAGUUUUAAUUAUUUGUGGGGCAGGGGUUUGGUCAGUCCUGGAGGCACUUGACCCCACUUGGUCUUCAUGGAAUCUGAGAGUUCCAGUAGGCUCUUCCAGCUCAGAGCACAUUCUGAGCAACGCUGUGUCGUGGUGCAGUUUGUGGUCACUUACGUAAGAACUGAAUUUUAAUGCUGGGGCUAUGGUGUAAUUUUCCCCAGAGAACUGGAAUAUAUGUCCCCUUGAUAAGAGCGCCCAAUGUAGCUACCCAGAAACUGGAAAAACAAAACCAGAACCUCAUGCACCAGUGAGGUGAAGCCCAAAAAACGAUUGCAUUUUGGCACCAACUAGUAAAGAAAGCAGAGGUGGCUAAGUCAAGCUAGCUCGUCCCUUUCGCUGCCACAUGUGCUCUGGGUGGGUAAGAGUAUAAGCUCUUCCAAGCCCUUUUAUUAUUAAUACAACCUGGAUACCUUGUGUUUCCAUAGCAUUGUGCUCAGGGGCGAGGGCAAGGAUGGCCGUGUCCCCAGUGCCCAGCAUAGCACCUGACCUGAUGACUGUAUUAUGAAAUCAACUUGACAGAGUUGGAAAAGGGCUUUAGAGACCAUCUGGUUCAAUUCCUCUUUUCUGUGGAUGAUGAAGUUAGACUCUUUUGUUGUAAGUGACAGAUUCCACCUCCCCCCAACAAAACAAAAUACGGCUAGUUCAAGCAAAAUGAGGAUUUGCUUUAAGGACUCAUAGGGCUGUUUCCUGGACAUGAGGGGCAAGAAUGGUAGGCAGUGUGGAUAUUUUCUUCGGGACAAAUGGCAGAGGACAGCAGCCCUGGCCCUACCUGCUCCCUCCCUCUAGUGCCUCCCACCCCGCUGUCAGCUGAGUCAUCGUGCCUGAUUCACGUGUCUGCGAGGAAGGAUUGGAUUGGCCCAGCUUGGGUCAGGACACCAACACUAGUCCAGUCGGCUUUGGCUAGGUUGCUGGGGUUACCUGAUGGGUGGGCCUGAGCCCUGGCCUUCGUCAAGGACCCGGUGUGACGCUGAUCCUCAGAGAAGGGAAGAAGGUCUGUAUACCCAGACCACACAUCAAAGUCUGGACUAGGGUCCGGACCUUUUAGCCCCACGUCUUCAUCCUUUAUUGGCAUGAGAGCAAAAUGGAGACCACGGUACCUCACAGGGUUAUGGAGAGAACCAGUGGGGAAGGCUCUAGACCAAGAUAGAACAGCCUUACAGAAAGUGAAGAAGUCUGUCAAAGCAAUAUAUAAUUCCGGUCAAGAUCACGUACAAAAUGAAGAAAACUAUGCACAAGUUCUUGACAAGUUCGGAAGUAAUUUUUUAAGUCGAGACAACCCAGACCUUGGCACUGCUUUCGUCAAGUUUUCUACUCUUACAAAGGAACUGUCCACACUGCUGAAAAAUCUGCUCCAGGGUCUGAGCCACAAUGUGAUCUUCACCUUGGACUCCUUGUUGAAAGGAGACCUGAAGGGAGUCAAAGGAGAUCUCAAGAAGCCGUUUGACAAAGCUUGGAAAGACUAUGAGACAAAGUUUACAAAAAUUGAGAAGGAGAAGAGAGAGCACGCAAAGCAGCAUGGAAUGAUCCGCACGGAGAUCACGGGAGCCGAGAUCGCAGAAGAAAUGGAGAAGGAGAGACGCCUCUUCCAGCUCCAAAUGUGCGAAUAUCUCAUUAAAGUUAAUGAAAUCAAGACCAAAAAGGGUGUGGACCUGCUGCAGAAUCUUAUAAAGUAUUACCACGCUCAGUGCAAUUUCUUUCAAGAUGGCUUGAAAACGGCUGAUAAAUUGAAACAGUACAUUGAAAAACUGGCUGCUGAUUUAUAUAAUAUAAAACAGACCCAGGAUGAAGAAAAGAAACAGCUAACUGCACUCCGAGACUUAAUAAAAUCCUCUCUUCAACUUGAUCAGAAAGAAGUAGGUGGUCUAGAUGUUUCCAGCAGGGUUUCCAGUGAUUCCCAGAGCCGGCAAGGAGGGUACAGCAUGCAUCAGCUCCAGGGCAACAAGGAAUAUGGCAGCGAGAAGAAGGGCUACCUCCUGAAGAAAAGCGACGGGCUCCGGAAAGUGUGGCAGAGGAGGAAGUGUGCAGUCAAGAACGGGAUCCUGACCAUCUCACACGCCACGUCUAACAGGCAACCCGCUAAGCUGAACCUCCUCACCUGCCAAGUGAAACCAAAUGCCGAGGACAAGAAGUCUUUUGACCUGAUAUCACAUAAUAGGACGUAUCACUUUCAGGCAGAGGAUGAGCAGGAUUAUGUAGCAUGGAUCUCCGUAUUGACAAAUAGCAAAGAAGAGGCCCUGACCAUGGCCUUCCGUGGAGAGCAGAGCACGGGAGAGAACAGCCUGGAAGACCUGACGAAAGCCAUCAUUGAGGACGUCCAGCGGCUCCCCGGGAAUGACGUCUGCUGCGAUUGUGGCUCGUCAGAACCCACCUGGCUUUCAACAAACUUGGGCAUUUUGACCUGUAUAGAAUGUUCCGGCAUCCAUAGGGAAAUGGGGGUUCAUAUUUCCCGCAUUCAGUCUUUGGAACUAGACAAAUUAGGAACUUCUGAACUCUUGCUGGCCAAGAAUGUAGGAAACAAUAGUUUUAAUGAUAUUAUGGAAGCAAAUUUACCCAGCCCCUCACCAAAACCCACCCCUUCAAGUGAUAUGACUGUACGGAAAGAAUAUAUCACUGCAAAGUAUGUAGAUCAUAGGUUUUCAAGGAAGGCCUGUUCGUCUUCAUCAGCUAAACUGAAUGAAUUGCUCGAGGCCAUCAAAUCUCGGGAUUUACUUGCACUAAUUCAAGUCUAUGCAGAGGGGGUAGAGCUAAUGGAACCACUGCUGGAACACGGACAGGAGCUUGGGGAGACGGCCCUACAUCUUGCAGUCCGAACUGCAGACCAGACCUCUCUCCAUUUGGUUGACUUCCUUGUGCAAAACUGUGGGAACCUGGAUAAGCAGACAGCCCUGGGCAACACGGCUCUACACUACUGCAGUAUGUAUGGUAAACCCGAGUGUUUGAAGCUUCUUCUGAGGAGCAAGCCCACCGUGAGUGUCGUGAACCAGGCUGGGGAGACUGCCCUGGACAUAGCAAAGAGGUUGAAAGCCACCCAGUGUGAAGAUCUGCUGUCCCAGGCUAAAUCUGGGAAGUUCAACCCACACGUCCACGUGGAAUAUGAGUGGAACCUGCGUCAGGAGGAGAUGGAUGAGAGUGACGACGACCUGGAUGACAAACCGAGCCCCAUCAAGAAAGAGCGCUCGCCGAGGCCUCAGAGCUUCUGCCACUCCUCCAGCAUCUCCCCCCAGGACAAGCUGUCACUGCCGGGGUUCAGCACCCCGAGGGACAAGCAGCGGCUCUCCUACAGCGCCUUCACCAACCAGAUCUUCCCCUCUGCAAGCACAGACUCGCCCACGUCACCAACCACAGAGGCACCCCCGCUGCCUCCGCGAAACGCCGGGAAAGGUCCAACUGGCCCUCCUUCAACACUCCCUCUAAGCACCCAGACCUCUAGUGGCAGCUCCACCCUGUCCAAGAAGAGGCCUCCUCCCCCACCACCCGGACACAAGAGAACCCUAUCCGACCCUCCCAGCCCACUACCUCACGGGCCCCCAAACAAAGGCGCAGUUCCUUGGGGGAACGAUGUGGGUCCAUCAUCGUCAAGUAAGACUGCAAAUAAGUUUGAGGGACUAUCUCAGCAAUCGAGCACCGGCUCUGCAAAGACUGCCCUUGGCCCAAGAGUUCUUCCUAAACUACCUCAGAAAGUGGCACUAAGGAAAACAGAAACCAGCCAUCACCUCUCCCUGGACAAAGCCAACAUCCCGCCCGAGAUCUUUCAGAAGUCCUCACAGUUGGCAGACUUACCACAGAAGCCACCACCCGGAGACCUGCCCCCGAAGCCCACAGAACUGGGUCCCAAACCCCAAAUGGGAGAUUUGCCUCCUAAGCCGGGAGACCUGCCCCCCAAGCCCCAGCUGGGAGACCUGCCCCCCAAGCCCCAGCUGGCAGACUUACCCCCCAAGCCACAGAUGAAGGACCUCCCUCCCAAACCGCAGCUGGGAGACCUGCUGGCGAAGUCCCAGGCUGGGGACGUGUCGCCCAAGGCCCAGCAGCCCCCAGACGUCACCCAGAAGUCACACCCGGUGGAUCUCUCCCCGAACGUGCAGUCCCGAGACACCAUCCAAAAGCAAGCAUCCGAAGACUCCAACGACCUCACGCCCACUCUGCCAGAGACGCCCGUCCCGCUGCCCAGGAAAAUCAAUACGGGCAAAAACAAGGUGAGGCGAGUGAAGACCAUCUACGACUGCCAGGCGGACAAUGACGAUGAGCUCACCUUCAUGGAGGGGGAAGUGAUUGUGGUCACGGGGGAGGAAGACCAGGAGUGGUGGAUCGGGCAUAUCGAAGGACAGCCUGAAAGGAAGGGGGUCUUUCCAGUGUCCUUUGUUCACAUCCUGUCUGACUAGCAAAGAGCAGGACCUUGAGAUUGUCCACAUCUUCACGCAAGACUGCCGCCUCCACGUACUCCCGUGCACACGUGUAUAUAGCUGCUGUUACAGAACGAGGGACUCACUCCAGGGCCGCCUCAGGAGGGGAACGCAGUGUGUGUUGUAAAUAGUCUGUGGUCUUCCGCCUUCGCCAGUAUUAGGGUAGCCCUGGGACCCGGCGCGCCUUACUGGUUUGCCAAAGCCAUCCCUGGCGUCUAGCACUUAACAUCUCUAUGCUGUUUUCCAAGCAGACAGACAGAAACAGGAAUAUAGCAGCUGCUGGCUUCGCAAGGAGAAGUGGUCUCCAGCAGCCGUUGAAAGGCGUAGAAUUGACUCGUGUUCCUAACAAAACAGUAUUCUCCAUUGUGUUACUGAAAACGCAACAUUAGCAGAGAGGUGGGUUCUGUUCUCCAGGUGAAAUUAGCUCCGUGACAGAACGGCCUGUAGCGGUCUGUGUACACGGUUCACAGCCACAAAAACCUACUUUGGUAUUUAUUACAGAGAAGUGCUCGGUUAAACGUAAGUGUUGCUCCUUCAGCAAAAUAAAAUACUCACCGGCCCAAACCCUUUGGUGGCAGUUGACCGUCCCCACCGCCUCGGGCAGGCUAGGCGCGGUCGGUUUAUCCUGUCUUACGGUGACGAGUGCCCGCCCCUGAGAUAUUACCUCAUUAUGCAGAAAUAACAUAUCCUUCACGACUAUUUUGACAAAAGCUUAAAACACAUCUGGUGAAGUUCAACUUUCAGGAACCGAGGACCGCCAGGAAACAUUAGCCUCUACAUUAUGCAUGCAUUUAGAAGCUUACCUGAGAUCUGCCUUUUAUAAAGGAACAGUACGGACAAGUUGAACUGUACAUUUUUUAAACUUGAUCGCCAUUAAAGCAGAAAUUAUAAGGUUGCGACAAUACCCGUUUCUAGUCAGUCAUUUGGCCUUCUCAGAGCGUGAAGCUGCGUAUCCCGUUAUGAAUUAGCAUCCUCCCGAUGUGUUAAAGCACCUGAUACACCAGUUUAAAUUCAUUAUUUUGUCAGUUUUGUCCUUGAUCAAUUUAAACCUGUAAGAGAGGAUUCAAGAAGAAUUUAACAGUCGGCCCUUCACACGGCUUCCCCCCGACCCCCCCAUAGGAUCCGGGUGCUGAAGCCAGCCUCCUGUUCCUCCGUGCUUUUGAUGACACCCGAGGCGUAGGUGAGGCUUCCGGCCUUAAGCUGACUUCAGUAAACCCGUUCCCUUCAAGGCAGGUCGCGGCCAAGUGCUCGAACGCCGCCGUGAACCGGCGCUCUUCCCGCAGCGAGCCUCCCUCCGUGUUCUCUCCGUCCCAGUCGCGGCCAUCAGGCCGCUGAGGGCGCCCUGCGCGCUCGGUCUUGUCCGCCGGUCUGGGUUCUGAAAAGAGCACGUUCUUUUCAGCGUUCCCCAGUCGGCGGGGCCGCCCUCUGGAUUCCGAGGCCCGUGUGUCCUCGUGGCAUCGCGUUUGCUUAAACCGCUUUGUUGGCAACAGCAUAGAAAGCUGGUGUUUUUAAGCAGGGAACCUCGGCAGCGCGUGGCUUAGAAACGCUCGUUGCACAGACGCGCGCUCCCGCCCGCGCCCGUGGGAAAAGCCCCCUGGACCACAGCGCUCAGGGAGUGGUAGGGAGCCCGGCUCUGCUGAAGGGAUCGCCGCGAACACCCACCUCACAAAGAAACCUUGCGUGAACGCACCCGCACCGCGACUUCCCAGCUGUUCCUGGAAAGUGGUUUUGAGCAGUUGCUGGCCCGGCGGCCCCCGCGAGCCGCGCACAGCCCGCCAGCGUCAGGAGCCAGGCGGCGCACGGGGCCGUCGGCCCAGGAAGGCGCCGUCCCGAGUCACGGAGCGUCCUGGUUCAUUCAAGUACGCGUUCCGAGUUGCAUUGAAGAACCGUUCGUCUUUGUGGCCUAUGGUAUUUUCAGCCGAUCUCAAAAUAAACUGGUUUUCUAAAAAACUCAAAACCUAGAUGUCUAAAAUUACACGGAGUCUUUGUCUGUUCUUUCUCCUCCUUCCACAGAUGCAGUUGUUCCUUUGGGUUUUUUUCCGAUACCUUCUGUGUUUUUCUUUCUGGUUUUUUGUUUUCCGUGAGGAAUUUGCGUUCUGUCUAAUCCAGCUUACCGCGAGACAUAGGAAAGCUAGGGACAAGUACCUUUGGUGAUCUUGGUCGAGUUUGAAUCUUUGUUCUGAAACUCAGCGAGCCACUAUCUGCAAUUUUGUACAUGAUAUAGUAUUUUGAAGGUAUGGAACCUUAUGGGGAAAAAAAAUAGUUAAUUAGUUCUUUUUUCCCCCAGAGGGGAAAGUUACGUUCUGCAAAUAGCCUGUGUCUUAUUUUACUGUUGAACAGCAAUUGCUAUUUAUUUUUUUAUUGCCUAGAACUUCUACACGUUGUAUGGGAACCCCGUAGUGCCGCUAGAUAAAUUCCAAACUCUCGUCUGGGUGUUACCACGAGGCAUCAGUACACUUGUCAUUUCACACGGAGUUAAUGUGACCGUUUUUCAGUACUGUAUGUGUUAAUUUCUACUUUUUUUAAUAUUUAAAAUUGCUUUUAAAUAAACAUAUUCUCAGUUGAUCCCAAACAUCUGAAAUCAAGCCAUUUUGUGAGUCGUCCACUCUGUUCCAUUCGGAGAGAAUCAGGGCUCCUGCUUGGCUGUGCUUUGGGGCGGCGGGUGGGUAGGUAGAUAACACAGCCAUUCCUGUGUCAAAGCUUUGGAGACAUAAAGAUGUCCAUCACUUUCCUGGGCUUACAAAACAAGUCCUCUGCAUUUUGCCCACCCCCCCCCCCGUUCCCACUCCCACCUCCAUGCACCCACUUCUCCUUUUUAUGUGAAGAGGGGAGAGCCCUGCCCCCCAGCAAGAGGCACACACCUCUCAGCUUUACAGAGUUUAAAAAGGAGGGGGGUGCCUGGGUAGCUCAGUCAGUUGAGCGUCCGACUUCGGCUCAGGUCAUGAUCUCACCGUUUAUGGGUUCGAGCCCCGCGUCGGGCUCUGUGCCAACAGCCUGGAGCCUGCUUUGGAUUCUGUGUCUCCCUCUCUCUCUGCCCCUCCCCUGCUCAUGCUCUGUCUCUCUCUGUCUCAAAAAUAAAUAAAACAUUAAAAAAAAAAUUAAAAAGGAGGCCCAGAAAGCCUCACUGCCCUGCAGGACAUGCCGUGGCUGGUAAACAACCGAGUCUGGGUCCAAGUGAGUGGUUCUGGCCCCGGUGCCGUCCUAGGAUCCAUCGCAGCGUUCCAGCCUGGAAGCAGAGGUGGAAAACGGCUGGAGGCGACAACACCGAACACUCUCGAGUGUUGGCCUGGCAUUCCUUCGGGUUCCUCGUUGGUGGAGGUUAGUGCCUAUCACACACCUAGACCAGAUAAAGCCUACAGACGGUGCUGACGGGGAAGAUGGGCUUCGGUGUGGACGCCAGUGACUAUCAGGCUAUUUCUGGGACAGGCUAAUGUAAUUAUCUGGAUAGUUCAGGCAAAGGGGAAGCCGGCUUUCUCUCAAAUCAGUGCUGCAGUGGUUACAUCGGUUCUAUAUUGUUUUAAACCUGGUAGGUGUCUGCUGAAAUUAACGGACUUGCCCGCCUCGGAGGCAGCCCCUCCAGGAUACUGCGAGCUGCCUCGGACAUUCCUCCCCCAGUGACGCCAGAAACCAGAGGAACUCUGAUCUCCUUGCCUUCGGCCCUUGGAACACUAGAUGGUUGAUGAGCCUGUGUUUCCCGUAUGCGCAUUCAGUCUCCUGUGCAGCGAGAAUCCUCUUGGGGCACAUCUUCAGAUGAGGAAAUCCACGCAUGGGGCUGAAGGGACUUGCUCAAGGUCACUGAUGGCAGCAGGGCGAGCCCAGGUCCUUGUGGCCUCGGCAACAGCCUCCUCCCACCCCCACUCCCUGCCCUACUUGUUUCUCCUCUUCCCCAAUCCUAGAUCUUCCUUCCAGAAUGUGGCCUGCGUGGAUAGCGGAGACGGUAAUUCUAAUUCAACCUCUCCUAUUUUGCCCCCUCCCCACUGCGUGUGUCCUCACCCACCCGGGCUGGUAUCUGACCUUUCCAGGUCUCAGCAUGUAGGUAACUCAGGGCCGAGGGGCUCCCCUCUCUGCAGCUGACCAUGUGCUCACUCGCACAGCCCCACGGUGGGGGACACGUUGAGUCCGGCCUGUCCAGCAGCAGCCUGGGCUGGAGGGGAGGUUGCCUUACCUUAAAUAUCCGAGCUCGUACAUUCCCCAGGUAGGUAUUCUCUGUGUGUCGAGACGAUGCCAGACCUGUAGUUGCAAAGACAAACCCCAAAGCUCUGUCCCUGAGAAGCCCUCAGGGGGAGGGGGACAGAGAAGCACUGAUGACCGUGGGGCCCACCCGGUGGGGGGGCGUCCCUGGGGCCCUCAGUCUGCGCUCCUGCUACAGGCCCCCACUGACCGAGAGGGUGAAAGGCACAGAGCUCGCAUGGAGGCUGGCGGGAGAGCGAUGCUCCCCUGCAACGGCUGGAGCAGCCCCCCCCCCCCCCGCAAGUAACAGGUGCACCCGCCUGCCCCAGUGACCGCUCACCUGCACUGAGGCCCUGGGGCACGGCCAGACUCAUCUCUGUAGCACCAGGAACCUGGCCUGGUCUCCUCCCCUCUUUAAAGACGAGCAGGCUGCAGCUUAGGGAGGUCAAGUCGUAACUGGCCAAGAGUCAAGUUGCUAACCAAAGGGCGGAGACCAGACUUGAACCCUGAGGUCAGGGCCCGUGUGGCCGCCAGCCAUGACCCCGCGCUGCCUGUGUGCUGCUAGUAGGCUCCCUGGCUGCCAUUUCUGAAGGGAACUUGGGUCAAUG